This is a messenger RNA of Anopheles coustani, 327 nucleotides long. RefSeq lists its product as uncharacterized. The coding region runs from base 1 to 327 and encodes 108 amino acids. The transcript has 2 exons. The record is from RefSeq and is a predicted model, not a curated record. Lineage: Eukaryota; Metazoa; Arthropoda; Insecta; Diptera; Culicidae.
AUGGAACUAAGCAGCCGAUUACUAUCGCUCGUCUUCACAGUCGGCUUCCUGUCAUCGAUCACACUUCCCACGGACGCUUCCUUUGCGCCACUAACGCUGGACGGCUGGCCGUACUCGUUCCCGCUCGGUCCCUGGCAUGAUCUUUCGCAGGCGUCAAGGUUCGCACCUCCCGUCCCGAUCAUUCCGGUAGUCGCCGGAAGCCUGGCUGAGUAUCCCGGCGCCAUCGCCGUGAUGGCAACGCGAGGUUCCAUACACAUCGCUCCCCUGCCCGGACACUCCGUUUCACAGUUCCACUACAACCUGGACGCACCACCGGGAACGUACUAG